GCAUACAAAUGAACAUCAGCCAGCGCGUCCACGGACACGGCGACGUUCUCGCACACCCUGGCGCUCUGACGUGUCCCUGCCGCUGUAUAUAGGACGGGCUGAGCGACUGCGGCUCCCAGCGAACCGACAGGCAAGGACGCUCAAGCAGUGGUCAACUCCGACCAUUUUUUUUUCCGCCGCUUUGCUCCCUGGGUUCAUCGGACCGUGUCAGCAUGUCGGAUCAAGCCUUCGUAACGCUAGCAACUAAUGAUCUAUAUGGGAAAGGAGCACUGGUGCUAGGAACUUCAUUGCGAAAUCACAAAACUACAAGAAAACUAGUGAUUCUUGUUACUCCCCAAGUAACUGACAACAUGAGAUCUGUGCUGCAGAGGGUCUUCGAUGAGGUUAUUGUCGUGGACGUGCUAGAUAGCAAGGACUCAGCUCAUCUGGCCAUGAUCAAGAGGCCUGAAUUGGGCGUGACCUUUACAAAGCUGCACUGUUGGGCUCUCACGCAGUACUCCAAAUGUAUAUUUAUGGACGCAGACACACUGGUAUUACGUAAUAUUGACGAACUCUUUGAGAGGGAGGAAUUGUCCGCAGCACCAGACCCAGGAUGGCCAGAUUGCUUCAAUACAGGAGUGUUCGUCUAUCGUCCUUCCAUUGAAACCUACAAUGAACUUCUACGGUUUUCCACAGAGAAAGGCAGCUUUGAUGGCGGGGACCAGGGUUUACUGAACAGUUUCUUCAGUAGCUGGGCCACAGCCGAUAUCAAUAAGCACCUUCCCUUCAUUUACAACUUGAGCAGUGUCGCAAUAUAUUCCUACCUUCCUGCUUUCAAACAAUACGGUCCUAAUGCCAAGGUGGUCCACUUCCUUGGUAACAUCAAACCCUGGAACUACUCCUACAACUCAAAGACUAGAUGUGUGACAGGUGGUGUUCACGGCGGUUCAUCAGUUGUCCACACUGAAUUCAUCAGAAUGUGGUGGGACAUCUUGACAACAUCUAUUCAGCCUAUGCUUACAGAAUACAACAUCUCGAAGAACAUCAGUCCUGACAAACAAGAGGAGGAGAAGUUGAGUGAAGCUAUCUCCCACCUUUCUGUCAGCCCACCCGCUCCAGCUGCCCCGAUGAUUUCCUCAGAAGAACGCCGGAAAAACUGGGAACAGGGUCAAGCUGAUUUCAUGGGAGUAGAUUCUUUCCAGAACAUUCAGAAGAAGCUGGAUACGUACUUGAAUUAAAGGCUGCUCUCUGAACACCUGCUGUGGCUGACCAGUAAGAACAGAAUACAGAAGGUCUUUAGCAUCUAGGCUGGAGUUCAGUGCAUAGUUGGUUUCUACUUGGCCUGCUAGUGACAUGGUUUGAGAUGGGUGUCUUCAUCUGGUUGUCACCUCAAGGCUGCACUCUGCAGUAAGAACGUGACAAAGCCUGAGAAGAUUGAAUUUUAAAUUCCUGAAGCAAAUCGCCUCCCAGUGUUAAAUCCUGAGCACAUCACCACACUGCCUCCUGCUGAAAUCCUCCUCCAGAACAAUACUGCUGUUUGCUUAACUUAGUAAGUCACACUUAACUAAACUCCUGCACAAUUACAGAUGCUGGACUUUACAGUGCUGCCAGUAUUUUAUAGAUGUUUAAAUUAGCUGCAACACUGCAUGGAAUAUAAUUAUGCCCCUUCCCAAGGAAAUACUGUGCCCCACAUCCAAAGGACAAAACUAGUUUUAUCUUUGAGUCUUAAUGGUAUAAAGAAACUUAGAGCUGAGAAUUCCAUGCACAGUACGUUGCCAGUAUCUUGCAAAAUUUACAAGGAACUGAUCACUUCAAACCACCUUUGACAUUUGUUUUGUGACUAAACUACUGACCAUCAAUUUUUAAGUGUAUCAUAGCACUUUAACCACAAAAUAAACUUAUUGGUUUGAGAUUGUUGCAAUUUUUUUCCAAUAAAAGUAUUUUCCCACUUGCUUUG
This is a messenger RNA of Hypanus sabinus (Atlantic stingray), 1936 nucleotides long. RefSeq names its product glycogenin-1-like. Gene Ontology annotation, cellular component: cytoplasm. Gene Ontology annotation, molecular function: glycosyltransferase activity. The transcript has 7 exons. The record is from RefSeq and is a predicted model, not a curated record. Bases 213 to 1217 code for a protein of 334 amino acids. Lineage: Eukaryota; Metazoa; Chordata; Chondrichthyes; Myliobatiformes; Dasyatidae.